Engraulis encrasicolus (European anchovy) is the source of this 336-nucleotide messenger RNA. RefSeq names its product urotensin 2, alpha (gene uts2a). Gene Ontology annotation, cellular component: extracellular region. The coding region runs from base 1 to 336 and encodes 111 amino acids. Lineage: Eukaryota; Metazoa; Chordata; Actinopteri; Clupeiformes; Engraulidae. The record is from RefSeq and is a predicted model, not a curated record. The transcript has 4 exons. Gene Ontology annotation, biological process: blood vessel diameter maintenance; regulation of blood pressure. Gene Ontology annotation, molecular function: hormone activity.
AUGAUCGGGAAGGUUCUGUUGUCCUGUGUCCUGUUGUUGGUCAUGGCUGGAUCCCUCACCGCUCAUCCCGUCACAGACUCCGCGGAGCUUCCUUACACAGGACCAGUGCUGGUGGAGGAGGAUGGGAUGGUCCCCCCUGAGGAGAUCUCUCUGGCAGACUCCAGAGGCAGGGCCCAGGACCUCUCCCCACUGCUCAGCUCCAACGCCGCCGCUCUGGUCCAACGAGAUGCCUUGAGACAGAUGCUGCUGGGCAAGAGGCACUACCGGCCCUACAGCGGCUGGAGGGCGUACAGGAAGAGGGGCGCCUCUGACUGCUUCUGGAAGUACUGUGUGUGA